CAAAACAUACCUUUUCCGUCCAACCCGCAAAAAACGUAUUUUUCCGCCAAACCCAUAAAACGUAUUUUUCCGCCAAAACCAUAAAAAUGCACUUUUUCGCGAAAACACACAUAUUCCCUCAAAAACCGCAAAAAUAUUUUCGGCCAAAACCGUAAAAAUUCUAUUUUUCCGCCGAAACGUAAAAAAUUAUAUUUUAGUCAUUUUAUUAACAAGUCCACCUAGAUGCAGAUGAAAGUUCAAAAAUGACAAACAAACGAACAUAGUUGCAUUCAGAUGAUUCAUUUGGAUGCAUGGACGAAAUGAAAAAACGAACAACACCCAGAUGGAGCAUCUGGAUAAGAUAUCUAGAUGGACCAUCUGGAUGCAUCUUCCAGAUGUACAAACGAACAGGGCCUGAGUCUUUUUUCCAGCUAACAAAGGUACGGUUAUUUGAUUAUUCAUGGAAAGAGAUUACUAUUAAUAUCUAAGAAUGUACAAUGUUUCUUCACGCAAGUUGUAUAUAUAGCCAUGUGUAAAUUUCUGGUACGUCGACAUGCAAUGAUUCUCUUUAAACUAUUACAGAAAUUAAGAUAAUACUGAAUAGGGUCAAGAGUCUAGUCUAAUGUAACCAAUGUCAUAGUGAUUUUCGUAUGAUUAGAUUACCAUUUUUGUAGGUUAUGUAUAUCCUUAUAGCUAGGUCAAAAACACAUGUCACCUCACUCUUUGAAUAAACCCACAAGUUUGUAAAGUAACAACAUUCCAGCUGUUCGUUUAUAUCUUUAUUCUUUCUAUUUUGCUAGUAUUCAUUGUCUAAAUAAGUGAAAACAAAAGAGACGUGAAGCCAAAGAGAGAGAAAAGAGAGAAAAGAGAGAUCUUGUUUGGGGUUCGGCGCGCGGCCGGCGCGUGAGCGUCCGUGCCGGCGCCGGAGCCUCUGUUUGUCCUUCGUAGUGUUCCCCCUUCGCUCUUCUUCGCCAACCUGUCAACGACUGCCUUGUCCGAGCUCUGGAUUCGACCUCACCGCUUACGGUGGUUUCGGUCUUGGAGUAACGACGCUCUCGUCGGGAGGGUCCUGGUGGAGGAAGUGGCAUGCAUGUUCAGUGGUGGUGUUUUCCGGGAGGUGGAGGCUUUCGUAGAUCCACCGCCGCCGGCUCUAGUUCCCGGGAAGGGAGUCUUCUUUAGAUUUGCCUUCGCCGGCUUUAGUUUUGGAGAGCGGAGGCUAGCACAGCUCCGCGCUUCCACUUAGGAUCCCGCGGUUCUUUGGGAAAAGUUUUCUAGUUUAGUUUUGUUUCAUGGUCGGCGCAGUUGUCGGUAAGUCUUGGGUGGGGUCACUGCGGAUGAGAUCUUGGUUGAAGACAAGGUUCUCCGGCGAGGUGAUGAUUCUCAAGGAAAGGAAGAGAUGGCUUCUUGAGUCGCGUGUCUUGGGUUUGAAGUAUGCUAAAGGCGGAGGAGAUCUCGAGGUUCGAUUGAUCUCUCCGGCGGGAUGACACGGCGGUGAAGAAUGGCUUUGCGUUUGUUUGGAGGCUUGUCUGGUUUCGAGCUCCGACGAACAAGGUGCUCGAGGGUGUUUGUUCCGGUGGCGUAAAGGCGGAGGUGAUCAAGUCGAGGCGGUGACGACGUGUGUCGCGUCAAUGGAGCAGAUCACUCCACUUGUCGAGCCGCCUCCUUGAUGCGCUAGCCAGCUGGCCGGGCGGUUUCUAAGGUUGGGCCGAGGGCCUGUUUAAGUUUUUAUUUUGCCCCUGGGGUUGGGCUUGCGUUUGUUUUCUUUGUAAUCGGGCUUCGGCCUUGUAUGGGCUUGGCCCAAUCAUCUUAUAAUAUCAAAUCUUUGGCGGAAAAAAAAAAAAAAUAAGUGACCAAAAAUUGACUUUACGAGAUUUACGAAUCGUCAAAUCAUCACUAUAUUGUCAUGAACAAUUCAUAAAAAAGACAAUUAUCUAUUUUAUGAGUUUUAACUCUUUUAGUGUAGAUUUUGUUCGAAAGCUGUAACAUUGUUAACACAAUUUGAACCCAAAUCCAAACCGUACUAAACAUGUAUGUCUGAUCCAAACAUAAUAUAAACUCCAUGUGAUAUAUACUUAUAUUAUUGUGUUUCUAAAACCAAUAAAAAAGUAUUAAAUUAAAUUAAUUCCAGUUUUAAACAUAGCUACAAUGGAAUAUCCGGCAAACAAAAAAAUUAAAUGAAAUUUUCUAAAGUUUAAAUUAUUAUUAUUGUUAUUUGGCUUUAUGCAAAGAUAUAUGUAUAGAGAGAUAAAAGUUUGAGUGCAUCCAAAAAAGACAAAGAGAAUAGAUGGAAAAAGAGUCAGUCAUCUUUUAGAAAAAGCCAGAAAACCAAAUCAGAAAACAAAAAAACUUACUCUUUUAAUCCAACAUAGCCACGAAUCCUCUCUCUCUCUCUCUCUCUCUCUCUCUCUCUCUCUCUCUCUCUCUCAGUGCUCUUCGUUUCUCUUUCUUCAGUUUUGUGUUUGAAGAAAAAAAAUAAACUCAAACAGACUUCUUGUUCUUGGGGUUCUUUUUAGGGUUGUUGGGACUGAUAUCUUUAGAAAAUGGGUAAAGCUGCUGGGAGAAACGGUAACGAAAACUAUAACGGCGUUGGAUUUAACGGUCAAAGAGGCGGUGGAGUUAGGCCAUAUGUACGGUCUCCGGUGCCUCGGCUCAGAUGGACGCCGGAUCUCCACCGUUGUUUCGUUAACGCUGUAGAUAUGCUCGGUGGCCAACAUCGAGCGACUCCAAAGCUUGUUCUUAAGAUGAUGGAUGUGAAGGGACUCACAAUUUCACAUGUCAAGAGCCAUCUCCAGAUGUAUAGAGGUUCUAAACUUACUUUGGGGAAACCAGAGGAAAGCUCUUCAUCUUCAAUAAGAAGACAAGACACUGAAGAAGAUAAUUUUCAUGACAACUUGUCUUUACACACAAGGAAUGAUUGUCUUCUGGGUUUUCACUCCUUCCCUCUUUCUUCACAUUCUUCUCUUAGGGGAGGAAGAAAAAAGGAGCAGACUUCAGAGUCUAGUGGUGAUGAUGAUGCUGAUGCUGACUUCCUUCACACCAUGAACAUGAAGAAGACGAAAGAAACGACGAUGUUUCGAUCACAUCAUUUCCACAAGAAAACAGAGAAGGAGAAGAACACUUGGCAAGAACACGAAGAAGAAGAAGAUUUGUCGUUGUCUCUGUCGCUGAAUCAUCAUCACUGGAGAAGCAACGGAUCAUCAGUGAGCGAAACGAGUGAAGCCGUCUCCACAUGUUCUGCACCAUUCAUCUUCAAAGAUUGCUUGGGUUCUUCACCAAAGAUUGAUCUUAACCUUGACCUUAACCUUUCAAUUUCUCUCCUCGGCAGCUGAAAUCUAUAUAUAAGAUCAUUGUUUCUUAGAUUAGUUUGCACUUUUCAGGAUUUUGUUGUGAAACUACUAGAAUUUCUUUUUUUCCGAGAUUUAAAGUUAAUCUCGAAAAUAAAUGUUAGAUUCACGUAAAUAUCAAGCUGAAGCUGAAACCCACAAAUUAUAAAAUACAGUAACAAUCACAUACAGUUACAAUAUAAAAAUAGAGACAAAACUUUACAGUAUGUUGAUUUUUCAUUUCUGGAAGAUAAAAAUCAGAUGACGACAAAAAGCUAGAGAAAAUUAAUUUAUACGGAUUCAAUGUACCGUCAGCAAUAUUCGGAAAAAAAAACUAAUAUUGUGACCUUUUCUCUUAGUAAAAUAGUAAAGAGAUGAAAAAUACUUUUAAAAGAAAAAAAACUGCUGACAAAAAAAGAAUAUAUAAAAAAAACUGAUAAAAACCACACGAUUAAUUAUUCUUUAGAUAUUAUCAUUGGUGAUUUUCUGUUUCACAAGUUCUUCUUGAUGUCACUGUAUCCUGAAUUCUGAUUCUGGUAUGUUUGAUACCAGGAACUUGAAGUAACUAAGCUGGAAGUUGUUCCGCGUUGAGCUACAACGAGAGAUAAUACAGUGAUUCUAACAACUUUGAAUUAAACAAACAUGCUUUUGAAUGGAUAAAACAACGUAUUCCCGUCGCCGAAAACUGCAUAAGCAUUGUUUCAGCCUUGAAACAGAGGAAGUUGAUUUCGUGGCCCGGCCCAUUCUAAUUUCAUGCCUAAUGUAGAUAAUAUUUUCUUAUGCCCAUCCACAAGUAUAAAUAUUAAAUACAAAACAAAAGAGAAAAUUUUGACAUUGAUCAAAUCACUAAUGAACUGAAGGGAAGAUGGAGCUUGUAUAUAAAUAGGGCAAGUUCUAGAAAAAUAUCUAAAAAAGUUCUAUCAAGUUUCAAGAGUGCCCUGAAAUGUCUAUCUUGUAAAGUUGAGUCCAAGAAAGAUUUAGACUGAUCAUAAAAAGGCUUUGGAGGACUUUGGGAAAAGAUGGCCAAAGGUGCAAAGCUAGGGCCGCCGUACGGCCUUGCACGGCCUUGGGCGAUCCAUAAAGGUGUUUGGCUCAACUAAGAAGGAUGUUAAGGCGAAGUGCAAAGAUAGGGUGAGUAGUACAGACAUGAGGUCCGUACCAUCGACCGUACAGCCCAAUCCUAUCUCCAGUCUUUGUAUCUAGUCUCACGUUCUCAGUCUCCAGUCUCUCAAUCUCUCACUCAGUCUCUUAUUUUUCCAUUUACAAACUUCAUUCUUUUAUCAGUUGCUUUCAUUGUUGACAUAAGACAAGAUCUCUUUCCCUUAAGUGCGUAUUCAUCACACACACAACCUGAGCUCUGUUAAAACUUAUAUGGUAUCAGAGCCAGGUUCAUUAGAAUUUGGUUCCAGCUUCCGCUAAGCUCAGGACUUACUCCCAUGUUACUUCCAAACCAAGAAGAAGCUUCAUGUACAGCCGGCUGUUCAACCCCUUCAAGAAGAAGAUGCACUCAUCCAUAGCGUCCAGAAGCUGUCCUUGGUCGUUCUCCACUCUCUCAUGGUCAUCCUGAAGAAAUAAGGCCAUUGGAAGCAUGUCCAAGCCAUUCCUAUUCACUGUUCAAGAAAAAAGGCGAAAGCUUUCAACUUGUAGCUGAUAUGGCGACUCAAAGCAUGAAGAGAGGAGGUGUUUUAGGCAUGGUGGAUUCAAGAGGAAGGUCCAUGAAAAAGGAGAUGCUGGAGUUGACACCAACAACUCAGCUCUCCCCAUGUACUAAGGAGUUUUAAGGAACUACCACUAGUUCCUUUGCUGUAAGAAAAUCUUUUUCUCUUGUAUAAAGCUUGAGUGUAUGAACAGGUUGUGAUGUGAUUGAAAACCUGAGGAUAUAUUUAAUAUUCCUAAAUGAAAAUGGUUUAGAAUAUGUCCCAUGAUGCUUAAAGAGGCUUGUGUGCUGAUUAAGAAUGUUUUAAUAUGCUUAA
This is a messenger RNA of Brassica rapa (field mustard), 5275 nucleotides long. RefSeq names its product putative Myb family transcription factor At1g14600. NCBI's taxonomy places the organism in Eukaryota, Viridiplantae, Streptophyta, Magnoliopsida, Brassicales, Brassicaceae. Gene Ontology annotation, molecular function: DNA binding; DNA-binding transcription factor activity. The record is from RefSeq and is a predicted model, not a curated record.